Messenger RNA from Nyctereutes procyonoides (raccoon dog), 7562 nucleotides. It is a transcript of the gene HAS1, whose product is annotated as hyaluronan synthase 1. The record is from RefSeq and is a predicted model, not a curated record. The transcript has 5 exons. The coding region runs from base 474 to 2225 and encodes 583 amino acids. Gene Ontology annotation, molecular function: hyaluronan synthase activity. Gene Ontology annotation, biological process: hyaluronan biosynthetic process; extracellular matrix assembly. NCBI's taxonomy places the organism in Eukaryota, Metazoa, Chordata, Mammalia, Carnivora, Canidae.
CCUCGCCGCCAGCGCCCGGCCACACCCACAAGCACGCACGUGUGCGCAUUUCCUCCAUCCCUAGGGCUUCGAGGGGAGCGGCUGGGGUGCGGGAGAGGGGGCAGAGGAAUCGGGCAGACGUGAGGAAAGACGCAGUGGGGGAGACAGCGAGGGAGAGGAAGGCAGGAAUGGAGGGAAGAGAGCGCAGAGAGCGCAGAGCGGGAGAAGGAGGCCUGGGAGGGCAGGGGAGGGCGCGACUGCGGCCCUGGGAACCGAGGCCGUCCGGCGCGGGGUGGCGGGCAGUGGCGGGAAGCGGGUGGAGCUGCCCGGCUCAUCCGUGACCUCAGAGCCCCUGGCCCAGCUCCGCCCUGACGUCAGCCCUCCUCCGCCCCCGCCCGCAUCGGUCUUCAAAUGACCCCCGGGCUCCCCGGCCACAGCGAGACCCAGACCCGGGAGCGAGGAGCAGGAGAGGAGCGCACGCUGGACCCGCAGCGAUGACACAGCAGGAGCUGCCCAAGCCCACCCCGGCUGCCCGCCACUGCUCCGGCCUGGCCCGGCGAGUGCUGACCAUCACCUUCGCGCUGCUCAUCUUGGGCCUCAUGACCUGGGCCUACGCCGCCGGGGUGCCGCUGGCCUCCGACCGCUACGGCCUCCUGGCCUUUGGUCUCUACGGGGCCUUCCUCUCCGCGCACCUGGUGGCGCAGAGCCUCUUCGCGUACCUGGAGCACCGGCGGGUGGCGGCGGCGGCGAGGGAGGCGGCAGCGCGGGGGCCCCUGGACGCGGCGGCGGCGCGCAGCGUGGCGCUGACCAUCUCGGCGUACCAGGAGGACCCUGCGUACCUGCGCCAGUGCCUGGCGUCCGCCCGCGCUCUGCAGUACCCGCGCGCGCGGCUGCGCGUCCUCAUGGUGGUGGACGGCAACCGCCCCGAGGACCUCUACAUGGUGGACAUGUUCCGCGAGGUCUUCGCCGACGAGGACCCGGCCACCUACGUGUGGGACGGCAACUACCACCAGCCCUGGGAGCCGGCGGCGGCGGGCGCGGCAGGUGCGGGCGCCUACCGGGAGGUGGAGGCCGAAGACCCCGGGCGGCUGGCGGUGGAGGCGCUGGUGAGGACGCACAGGUGCGUGUGCGUGGCGCAGCGCUGGGGCGGCAAGCGCGAGGUCAUGUACACGGCCUUCAAGGCGCUCGGCGACUCUGUGGACUACGUGCAGGUGUGUGACUCAGACACAAGGCUGGACCCCAUGGCACUGCUGGAGCUGGUGCGGGUGCUGGACGAGGACCCCAGGGUAGGGGCCGUUGGGGGGGAUGUGCGGAUCCUUAACCCCCUGGACUCCUGGGUCAGCUUCCUAAGCAGCCUGCGGUACUGGGUGGCCUUCAAUGUGGAGCGGGCUUGUCAGAGCUACUUCCAAUGUGUGUCCUGCAUCAGUGGUCCCCUAGGCCUGUACAGAAACAACCUCCUGCAGCAGUUCCUUGAGGCCUGGUACAACCAGAAGUUUCUGGGUACCCACUGUACCUUUGGGGAUGACCGGCACCUUACUAACCGGAUGCUCAGCAUGGGCUAUGCCACCAAGUACACCUCCCGGUCCCGCUGCUACUCUGAGACUCCCUCGUCCUUCCUGCGCUGGCUGAGCCAGCAGACACGCUGGUCCAAAUCAUACUUCCGCGAGUGGCUGUACAACGCGCUCUGGUGGCACCGGCACCACGCGUGGAUGACCUAUGAGGCAGUGGUCUCGGGCCUCUUCCCCUUCUUCGUGGCGGCUACUGUGUUGCGGCUCUUCUACGCAGGCCGCCCAUGGGCGCUGCUGUGGGUGCUGCUGUGCGUGCAGGGUGUGGCGCUGGCUAAGGCGGCUUUUGCGGCCUGGCUGCGCGGCUGCCCACGCAUGGUGCUGCUCUCGCUCUAUGCGCCACUCUACAUGUGCGGCCUCCUGCCUGCCAAGUUUCUGGCGCUGGCCACCAUGAACCAGAGUGGCUGGGGCACCUCUGGCCGGCGGAAGCUAGCCGCCAACUAUGUCCCCCUGCUGCCACUGGCCCUCUGGGCUUUGCUGCUCCUGGGGGGCCUGGUCCGCAGCGUGGUGCAUGAGGCCCGGGCUGACUGGAGCGGUCCUUCCCGGGCUGCCGAGGCCCACCACCUGGCCGCAGGGGCUGGCGCCUACAUGGGCUACUGGGUGCUCAUGCUGACGCUCUACUGGGUGGGUGUGCGGAGGCUCUGCCGGCGGCGCUCAGGUGGCUACAGAGUCCAGGUGUGAGUCUGGGUGUGCAGGGUGCCCACCCAGGGGACUUCAAGGGAAGCAAAAGAGGAAACCAGCAGGGGCCCCAGGAGCCACAGACUUGCUGGGUGAUUCUCUGGGGCUCAGUUUCCCUCCUCUGUGAAGCGAGGGGAUGUUGACCCAAGAUUCUUGAGGCUGGGACUUCAGGGUCUCUGGGAAGGGGGUAUUUAUUGAUCAGGGCAUGGAUUUUUAGGGGUGGGGGACAAGGGUCUCCACAUGCUGUCCUGGGGCCUGCUUUCUCUCUGUUUUUAUUUAAUAUCCAUUUGUACUGUGUGACUAGGAUAUAAUAAAGAAUUUUAUUUAUUUUCUCCUGAGUCUCCCCCUUUUCUUUGAGACCUGAGCGGUUAUAGGGCUAAAGUCUGGGGACUUGUGGCUCUGUCCUAGGUGCCAGCUGUUUGAACCUAGAAGGGUCCUUCUUCGGGAAACAGGGAUAAUAAUCCCAUGGGUCAGAGAUAUGAGGGUGAAAAUUCUCAGCACAGAUACUUAAUGGAGUACCUGCUAUGUGGUGACACUGUUAGGUACUGAGGAGGGCCUUUUCCUGGUCUACUUGGCUGCUCUCUAAGAAAGGGAAGCCAUACCUCAUCUCCUCAAACCCCUAGCACCUCACCCUUACUUUGCUUUCCAUCUCACUAAGAAAACAAAAGUGAUAAGAAAAAAACCAGUCCCACCUGUAUAUCUUUCCACUGAUCUCCAUCUGUGCCCACACAGGCCACACCUUCCUCAUUACUGAACACAAACUGAUUGUGCUCCAAUGCCAGCCCAUCCCACUGGGGCAUUAAGUCUCAUGCCUUCAGGUCUAAUCAAAGAUCUCACUCCUUGCAUUCUUCCCACAUCAUCACUUCUUCCCUCCCCAUGAGGGGUUUCCUACCAGCAUCCAAAUGUGCUAUCACUCUGUGACUUUUAGGACACCCUGUCUUGACCUAUUUCCUCCUGAGCUACUGUCUUUUUUUUUUUUUUCUUUCCUUUUUUUAAAGUAAUCUCUCCCCCUCAGUGGGGCUCAAACUCAUGACCAGGAGAUCAAGAUCUUUUGCAUGCUCCACCGACUGAGCCAGCUAGAUGCUCCAUACUGUUUCAUUUCUAACAGCAAAACUCCUUGAGAGCUGUUUAUCUUUGUCUCCAAUUUCUCUUCCACAAAGUUCAGCCACAUUAAGUGCCUAAUUCAAUGGUCUUUAGUAACUUUAUAGACUCCUGCAGCCAUUACCAUAAUCUAAUUUUAGAACAUUUUUAUCACCCCCCAAAAGGAACUCCACAGCCACUGGCAGUCACUUGCAUUCUUCACCCCGAACCCACCUCCAUGCCCUAGGCAACCAUAAUCUAUGCUUUAUCUCCACAGAUUUGUCUCUUCUGGACAUUUCACAUAAAUGGAAUCAUGCAAUAUAUAUAUUUUUUGUGACACAAAGUUCAUCUGUGUUGUUGCAUGUAUCAUUGGCUCAUUCCCUUUUACUUCCAAAUAAUAUUCCUCUGUAGGGAUACAUUACAUUUGGUUUACACAUUUAUCAGUCGAUGGAUAUUUGGGAUGUUUCCAUUUUUUGGCUGUUGUGAAUAAUGCUAUAGACAUUCACAGACAAGUUUCUGUGUGAACAGAAACUGUGUGUUAGAUGUGUCUUAGAUUCUCUGUGUGUUAGAUUCUCUCAGGUGGGCUUCUCUAGGAGUGGAGUUGCUGAGUCAUAUGGUGGUCCUGUUUAAUUUCUUAAGAAACUGACAGGUGGUUUUCACAGCACCUGUACCAUUUUAUAUUCCCAUUAGCAAAGUAGGAGGGUUCUGAUUUCCCUAUAUUGUCACCAACAUUUGUUAUCACCUGAUUUUGUUUAAAAAAGAUUUUAUUUGAGAGAGACACUGAACAUGAGUAAGGUGAGGAGUAGAGGGAGAGGGAAAAGCAGACUCUGCUGAGCAGGGAGCCCAAGGCGAGGCUUGAUUCCAGGACCCUGAGCCCAAGGCAGAUGCUUAACCAACUGAGCCACCCAGGCGCCCCUCACCUGACUUUUUGAUUAUAGCCUCCCAGGGGGUGUGAAAUGGUAUCUCAUUGUGGCUUUGAUUUGCAUUUCUCUGAUGACUAGUGUUGCCUCCCACUGACUUUCAAAUCCAUGCCAAUCAGAUGGCUCCCAGCCAUGGCUCUUUGGAAAUGGCUCCAGUCAAGUUUAUCAGUGAUGUCCAUGUUGCUGAAACCAAUGGCCAAUUCUCAGGCCUCCUCUCUCAUGAUGCAGCAUCUGACCAGCUGAUCACUCUCUUCUUGAAGUGCUUUCUUCAUUUGGCUUUCAGGGAUGCCACAGCUGCCUUCUCAGCUUCUCAUGGUUCAAAUGGCUUAACUUUGGAGAAACUUCCUCCUAUCCACUUCUCUUAUGGAUUUACACUCAUUUCCUCUGUGCAUUCAGUGGCAUGGCUCUGAAACUUGUAUCUUCAGAUCAGACCUCACUCCAGAAUUCCCGACUUGUAUACCCAAUUGGCUCCAAGUCACUUCCUCAUCACCAGACCCAACGCCUCAUCUUUCCUCCUCUUCCUCCCUCCUUGAAACCUUCCAAGAAAACUGCUCCUCCCACAGCAUUCAUUAUCUCAGUAAACAGAACUCUGACAUUCUAGCUGCUCACAUCAAAAAUGCUAGAACUGCACUGCACACAACAUAUCCCCUACCACAGAGGACUACUUAAUUUUUUAAAUUCAUUCUUUGAUGAUGUCAAUCAGUCAUGAAACCGUUUACCAAGUAUGUACUGAAUUACACAUUUUGCCAGGUUUGCAAAUGCAGAAAUGAGUAAGAGGCAGCCCCUGCCUUCCAGGAGCUCCUUGUCAAGUAAACAAAGAGUGUGAUCCAGAGUUACACAAAGACACAUGCCUCUGUGAUUUCUAUUUUCACAGCUGAGGCACAACUUAAAUUAUUAAAGCUAUAAAAGAUUAUAAAUUUAGAUCCUCAGUUGCACUGGCCACAUCUGACCCACUUCAUGGCCACAGGUAGCUGGUAGCCACCACAAUGGACAGUACAUAUCUAGAACAUUGCCAUCAUGGCAGAGGAUUCUACUGGACCCUCUGCUGCCCUGACCAUGGACACUGCCCCUUCUCUUUUCUUCCUCUCACACCUAACAUUCCAAUCCAUCAGCAAACCCCACUGAUCCUACCUUCAGGACAGAUCUAGAGCUCCUCACUGUCAGGGGCACCUGGGAGGCUCAGUCAGUUAAGCAUCUGCUUUUGGCUCAGGUCAUGAUCCUGGGGUCCUGGGAUCAAGCCCCACAUUGGGCUUCCUGCUUGGUGGGGAGUCUGCUUCUCCCUCUCAUGCUCUGCUCUCUCUCAAAUAGAUAAAAUUUUAAAAAAAGAAAAAAAAAAACCAAACUCGUCACUGUCAUCACAGUUGUCCCUGAGCUGCAUCUCCUUCCCAGAUUAUAGCUGUCUAGAUGAUCACAGCACCUCAUAGUGGUUCCUGCCCCCUACAGUUCAUUGUCCAUGCAGUAGUCAUACAAAUCAAAUCAAAUCAUGACUUUCCUGGCCUCAAAAACUGCCCAUUACUCUCAUCUUAGAGGGAAAUCCAGACCUUACAGUGGCCAAGGUCCUGCACAUUCUCUCUGACUUCAUUGUGUACUCGUUUCCAAAAGUCCUACUCCAGAUGCCUCCUGGCCAUGUCUCCAAUAUUAGGUGCACUAGGGGAUUUUGCCCUUGCUAUUUCUCAUUUGAUCCAUGUCUUAUUUUGUUUAAUUUUCUUUUUAUUGUCUGACCAUCCAUUACAAUCUAAACUCCACAGGCACCUGGCUAGUUCAGUUAAGCAUCUGACUCUUGAUUUCAUCUCAUGUCAUGAUUUCAGGGAUAUGAAAUUGAGCCCCAUGUUGGGCUCCACAAGAUUCUUUCUCUACCUCUGUGCACUGGCCCCUCAAAGAAUCUAAACUCCUUGAGGGAGCAGAUUUUUAUCUAUUGUGAUUUUUUUUAAAGAUUUUAUUUAUGUGUUCAUGAGAGACACAGAGAGAGGCGGAGAUACAGGCAGAGAGAGGAGCAGGCUCCCCAUGGGACUUGAUCCCAGCACCCCGGGAUCACAACCGUAGCCAAAGGCAGACACACAACUACUGAACCACCCCAGCACCCCAUCUGUUCUGAUUUCUUCACUGCUGUCUCUACAGUGCCUUGAAAAUGCCUGGCACAUAGAAGUACUCAGUAAAAAAAAAAAAAAAAAAAAAGAAGUACUCAGUAAAUAUUCUCUGAAUGAAUGAAUGAGUGAGCAAAGUGGAAUAUAUUAGUGAACAAGAAUGAGCAGAUGCCCAGAAGCAACUUAUCUUUUAGGUGAGAAGACACAACCAAAAUAAAAAACACAGGUUGACAUCAAGUCCCAUGAAUAAAAUGCACAAGUGAAAAUAGGGAGGGGGAUGUCAGCUGACAGGGAGGGAAAUGGUCAGUGAAGAUGACAUUUGGGCUGGGACCUGUGCGGUGAGAGGGAGGUAGCUUUGUGAGUUUCACAGUCAAGUCACAUCAAGUAUGAAGAACGUCAUGUGCAAAGGCCGGAAUGUGGGACUGAGCUUUGCAUGUUCAAGAGACAAAAAAAUGACUAGUGGGGCCAGAGAGUAAAGAGGACAAAAAAAGGGAGGUGGAGUCCAGCUGCCUACCAGACACAGAGCUGUCAGAGGGAUGAAAUUGGUUAAUACAUGUAAAGGUUUUUCAGAGGAAAUCAUAAGUGAGUUUAGACACAGAAGGGAGAAAACGUGAUCCUAGGCAGGAAACAACAGCUAACCAGGUCCUGGAGAGGGUGACAAGAAUCAUGACAAAUUUAAGGAAUAAGCAAAGGCCAGACAAACUGCAGGGUGGAAAGAUCUACCCAUCAUGCCUGCAGGGUAGAAAGACAAGGCUCACCAGAUCAGCAAAGGCCAGAACCUGGGGCAUCUUGGAGGCCCUAACAGGGAACUGGAUUUUGUUCCAGUGGCAAUAGAGAGCUAAAGGGUUUUGAGCAAAGGAGUGACCUGAUCAGACAUACUUCAAAAUAUUCCCCUGGCUGCUAUGUGGAGGAUGGACUGUAGUGCACGGAGUCAAGGCAGGGAGGUGAGUGGAGAUGCUGCUGGAAUAACCCAGGCAAGAGAUGAUGGUAACUGGGACCACAGAGAGAGGGCGGCUGCACAAGAUGUUUAGGAGUUAAAAAGGCUGAGGCAUGGAAGUAGAAGUGGAGGAGGAAUUACACUCUUAGGUUUCCAGUUGAGCAGCUGGGUGGUUGGUGGUACACUCAGUAGGAAAGGCUUGGGGAGGAACAGGCUUUCAAAGAGACAGCAAGGACUCCAUUUGAGUGUGUGUUCUGCAGGUUGAAAUGUCAAAGAGACUGCCAGAAAUCUGGGGAGGGGCCUGAGCUUGUACCCAAAG